Molecule: messenger RNA, 1065 nt
Organism: Ixodes scapularis (black-legged tick)
Lineage: Eukaryota; Metazoa; Arthropoda; Arachnida; Ixodida; Ixodidae
Product: chymotrypsinogen B-like
Exons: 6
Coding region: 1-1065 (354 amino acids)
Biological process (GO): proteolysis
Molecular function (GO): serine-type endopeptidase activity
Source: RefSeq, a predicted model, not a curated record
AUGAUUUGGCGGGACUUAGCAGUUUUGACUGUCUCCAGCAUACUAUUGGGAGUUGCAAGCAUGGAACAUACAGAAGAUAAUGAUCUUUUGCAAAACGAUAACUGUGGACGGCGCCAUCUAAAAAAUACUGUUUCCGAACGCAUCGUAAACGGUACCAUGGCAGAUCCAGCCAGCUGGCCGUGGAUGGUGGGGCUGUACAAUGGAAACGAUACCUUCUAUUGCGGCGGCGUAUUAAUAAGCAACCAAUUUGUGCUAACCGCUGCGCAUUGUUUUCGGAAUGAGAACGCCAGCUUUAUUUCGGUGCGUAUGGGAAGCGUAAAUAGAAUCAAUUAUGCAGAUUGUUCCGGCGAAACAACUGGACCCCUCACCGCCGAAGGAAGCGACGAACUAGAUGGCAACACGGCGCCGAAUAGUCACGUCGUUUGCGUUGGGGUCGAGCAGGUCUGCGUCCCUAUUCAGAACUGUUCCUUCUUUAUGGGAGAUAUUGCCCUAUUGAAAUUGAAAAGACCGGUAAACUUUACCAAUUACAUUCAGCCAAUCUGCCUUCCAGAAAACUUGGACAUGCCGUCUUCAAUUGUACCCAUAUUCAUUUUAGGCUGGGGCUUUUACUAUGAUACUGUGGUAAUCGACUACUCCGGAUACGAAGAUAUGGAAGAAACAGGGAGCUCAAGUUCCGAAUUAGUCAUAUCUGUGACAUCCGGCAUACCUUUGACACUGAGACAAAGAAAUAUUACAUUGAUUAACAAGACUGCUUGCGAAAAACAACUUAAGAAAAUGGUUCCAGGCUAUAUUUUAUGCUCCACUGGAGGAGGAUGUCAUGGAGACAGCGGAGGACCAUUAGUGUACGAAAAUAAUGGAACGUGGUUCCUUUUUGGUAUUCACUCAGGAGGAGAUCAGGAUUGCUAUAAUCCCAAGGGGCCAGGAAUGCAUAUCGAUGUGUCAUACUACGUUUCAUCGUUUAUUAAGCCCUUCAUGAAGCUUGGCAACAACACCGAAGGGGGAAAACAUAUAUGCGCCACAUACGAGGAUCAUAUACAAUGUGUAGCACAAUUGUAUGCGUCUUAA